Nematocida ausubeli is the source of this 930-nucleotide messenger RNA. RefSeq lists its product as uncharacterized. The record is from RefSeq and is a predicted model, not a curated record. Lineage: Eukaryota; Fungi; Microsporidia. Bases 1 to 930 code for a protein of 309 amino acids. Gene Ontology annotation, molecular function: metal ion binding; ubiquitin protein ligase activity. The transcript has a single exon. Gene Ontology annotation, cellular component: endoplasmic reticulum membrane; Golgi membrane.
AUGGGAAAUAAAGCAGAGGCCGAAAAUGCAUAUGGGGAGGCAGAGUCCAGCCUUGACACCCGCGGGUUCCCUGAGCAGAUGAAGAAUUUUUCGAAAAAGGGGCAUGGAAUGGAUCAGGAUAGGAACAUAAUUGUUGUCAAGGAGGUUAUUGUUGUUACGGUGGAUAAUGGAAGUGCGAGUGCGCUGAGCAGCUUAAUUGCGCUUGCAAUUGUUUUUGUUGGCACGCAAAUUAUAGCGUCAGUCUGGAAAAAGUACCACCCAAAGUCCUUCAAUGUAGUUAAUGUUGCCACGCUUAUUUUCUUUCCAUUCGUGGCAGGACUUCUCUCCAAAUCGUAUUUAUUCAUUUCCAUCUGGGCUGCCAUUGUCUUUACACACUUUGUCGCGUUUAAAGACAUUUUUAUGGGGCGCAGGCCCAGGCUUCUUACCACAAAUGUGUAUAAUAUAUACAGAGUUAUAUUUCAGUGCAGUCUGGUUGUCUCGAUCAUCGGAUACCUUAUGGUGGCCUUUGGGUUCUUCAGACAAAUUAGGCCGAUGUAUAUGGGCGGAGUGCGCUGCCUGAUGUUUGUGCUGUACUUCACGCUGAUCAUUCGAAUAGGGCUGGAUAUUGUAAGCAGCAGGGCAUCUGGAACAAUACUCCCAUCCAAGGCAGCCAAAACACAAGGGAAUGUGUGCCCGCUGUGCCAGAUGGAAAUAGUUGACAAAAAGAUGACACUUGCAUGCAAAGAGUCCUUCCAUAUCAACUGCAUUAAGAACUGGAAGAUACUUGGAAAGAAAGAUACUUGCCCGUCGUGCAAAGAGAAAGUAGACCUAUCGGAGAUUGAAAUGAAUCCCUGGCAGAAGAAUGAAUACUUAUUCACGAAGUUUUUAGACUUUACAGGAAAUCUUAUUUUUGCAUAUGCUGUGAUUCAGGGAAUUAUUCUUUUCAUGUAG